Trichoplusia ni (cabbage looper) is the source of this 4176-nucleotide messenger RNA. It is a transcript of the gene Marf, whose product is annotated as transmembrane GTPase Marf. Gene Ontology annotation, molecular function: GTP binding; GTPase activity. Gene Ontology annotation, biological process: mitochondrion localization; mitochondrial fusion. The record is from RefSeq and is a predicted model, not a curated record. NCBI's taxonomy places the organism in Eukaryota, Metazoa, Arthropoda, Insecta, Lepidoptera, Noctuidae. Gene Ontology annotation, cellular component: mitochondrial outer membrane. Bases 326 to 2641 code for a protein of 771 amino acids. The transcript has 16 exons.
AAUAGAAAACGGAACAUUUCUAGGAGUGAGAAAAUCGAAAAUUGAAAACAGGGAAAAAAUCUAUGAAAAAAUUUAUUGGUAAUAUCUGCCGAAUAUAAAUUUAAACAAGGAGUGAUAUAUCCAUUAUGAUGCUUUAAUGCACAGUGUAUACAAAUUUCACGCGGCUUGGACUACAGGGAUGCGCAUCGAUUACGAUGAUGCAACGAGACGAUAAGCUUUACCGUGCAUGCAUUGUUAUAACUGUAGAAGUGAUACAGUGACUAUAUUGUUGGCAUUGUCCGGCAUAAGGUCCACCUAACGACAACCGUGAAUAUUUCCUUCCCGUAUGGCUGCGUAUGUUAACCGUACGAUAUCAAUGAUGGCUGGCGACGGGCCCCACAACGUUGCGAUGCUGAACAAUGGGGCGGUCCGCGUGAACAUGUUAAAUGUGGAUUCGCCACUUCAGAUAUUUGUGAGGGCCAAAAAGAAGAUCAAUGAUAUAUUUGUGGAAAUUGAUGAUUAUGUGAAGGAUGCAGUCACUUUUAUGCAUGCUGUUACUGGCGAAAAUGGGAUUGCGACGCCGCAGGACCUCGCAAACGUGGAGGCUUACGUAUCAAAGGUUCAGGCUAUACGCGAAGUACUCAAGCGGGAUCACAUGAAAGUCGCCUUCUUUGGACGAACAAGUAACGGUAAAAGCACGGUUAUAAACGCUAUGUUGCACGACAAAAUACUGCCGAGCGGCAUCGGGCACACCACGAACUGUUUCCUGCAAGUCGAGGGCUCCGACACUGACGAGUCGUUCCUACGGACCGAAGGCUCCGAGGAGAAACUUAACGUACAGUCGGUGAGCCAGCUGGGCCACGCGCUGUGCGCGUCGCGCCUGCAGGAGUGCUCGCUGGUGCACGUGUACUGGCCGCGCGAGCUGUGCGCGCUGCUGCGGGACGACGUCGUGCUGGUGGAUAGCCCCGGCGUCGACGUCACGCCCAACCUGGACGAGUGGAUCGACAAGUACUGCCUCGACGCCGACGUCUUCGUGCUCGUCGCCAACGCAGAGUCCACGCUCAUGGUCACUGAAAAAAACUUCUUUCAUAAAGUUUCGACAAAAAUAUCACAACCGAACAUAUUUAUACUGAAUAACCGAUGGGACGCGUCCGCGUCCGAACCCGAGUAUUUAGAUCAAGUCCGCACACAACACGCGAACCGCUGCGUGGACUUCCUGUCGCGCGAGCUGCGCGUGUGCUCUCCCAAGGAGGCCGAGGAGCGCAUCUUCUUCAUCUCCGCCAAGGAGGCGCUGCUCACGCGCAUGCGAGAGAGGGAGAAGCCAGUCUCGUCACCGAUCCUGGCGGAGGGCCACCAGGUGCGGUACUUCGAGUUCGUGGACUUCGAGCGCAAGUUCGAGGAGUGCAUCAGCAAGUCCGCCGUCAGGACCAAGUUCGCGCAGCACUCGCGACGCGGGAAGAACAUCGCCGCGGAGGUCAUGGCCGCGCUCGAACUCAUAUACAACACAGCGACGGAUCAGAAGGCGUCGAAGGUGGAGAAGCAGCGUAUACUGCACGAGCAGCUGUCGGCCAUCGAGGACCAGCUCACCACCAUCACGCGCCAGAUGAAGGACAAGAUCAACCGCAUGGUGGAGAGCGUCGAACACAAGGUGUCGCUGACGCUGAGCCAGGAGAUCAGGCGCCUGUCCGCGCUCGUGGACGAGCACGAGGGCGCCUUCCGGCCCGAGCGCGCCGCGCUGGACCUGUACAAGCGGGCCCUGCACCGACACGUCGAGCAGGGGCUGGGCGAGAGGCUCAAGAAGCGCCUGUCCGCAGACAUCGGACACGAGAUGGACCAGGCGCAGAAGGAGAUGGCCGACCGCAUGUACAACAUCUUGCCGAUGCACAAGCGCGCGGCGGCGGCCACGUACAUCAUACCGCACCAGCAGCCCUUCGAGGUGUUGUACCGCCUCAACUGCGACAACCUGUGCGCAGACUUCCAGGAGGACCUCUCCUUCCGCUUCUCCUAUGGGAUCACUGCGCUCAUACAACGUUUCCAAGGGAAGAAUACCAACAAAAUCGCGCUCAAAAACCCUCCACAAUAUACUCCGAUCCCGGCCACGGUGAGUCCGCUGGCGCCGGACACGACGGUGUCGCGCGCGGGCGCGGCGGCGCUGGCGGGCGGCGUGGGGCUGUCGCCCGAGGAGUGGGGCAUGCUCAGCAAGUUCGCGCUCGGGGCGCUCACCUCGCAGGGGACCAUGGGCGGCCUGCUGCUGUCCGGCCUGUUACUAAAGACGGUGGGCUGGCGGAUAGUGGCGGUGACGGGCGUGGUGUACGGCGCGCUGUACGCGUACGAGCGCCUGACGUGGACGGCCAAGGCGCAGGAGCGCGUCUUCAAGAAGCAGUACGUGGCGCACGCCAGCAAGAAGCUGCGCCUCAUCGUGGACCUCACCUCCGCCAACUGCAGCCACCAGGUGCAGCAAGAACUAUCAACGAUGUUCGCGCGCCUGUGCCGGCUCAUCGACGAGGCGACGACAGAGAUGGACUCCGAGCUGUGCGAGGUCAAGGAAGCCAUCAAGAUGCUGGACAGCGCCUCCACCUCCGCCAAGAAGCUGCGCAACAAGGCCAACUACCUGUCGCACGAGCUCGAGCUCUUCGACGACGCCUUCCUCAAGCACAACUAAGGAACGUACUUAUUAGUGAAAGGUACAAAAUACGCAAUCGCCAGUCAUCGCCAAUGGGCACAUGGCGCAGCGUGUAGGCAGGCCAGCAGUAAGGAGCGCGGGCGCGGCCGCCGCCAGCCGCUGCGUGUACCGCGUUAUGUUAGUCUUGUUGUUAAGAGGAAUUCGUCUGUUCGGGUCUCGUAUCAAAUUAUACUAGUGAGUGCUCGCGCGGCGGCGACAUGACAGCUGUGUAGUCCCCGACCACCAGCCUCUAGGAAGGUAAACAUGCCCCGUGGCAAUGUAUAGCUAAAUGAUAUACCUCUAUUGUAAAUUAGAGCUUUUGUUGUUGUUUUAAAGUUAUUUAUCAGUUUUUAUGUGUUGUAUCACAAUGAAAUCACGCGUAGACGGUGUACGUCUAAAAACUUGUUAUGGUAUUCAUUUGUUGCAUUGAAUUUAUUUAAGUUUUUACAUGGUUCCUGACAAUUUUUAAUUUUCUUUAAAGUUUACCUUCCCCUAUGUAUGAACUAAACAUCUCGGUGCUACCAAAGGAUGAAAAGAAACAGUAAAAUCUAACAAACAUAAUGUUUGUAAACUAGAUUUGUAUAACAUUGUUAUUAUUAAAAAUUCUACAUGGAGAUCAUCUUAUGAAACAUUUAUUCGUGAGGUUAUGCUGUCUAUAUACGCUUUAACAACCAUUUUUAAAAACUGUUGGCUAUUUAUACUGCGAGUGUAUUACUUAGAUAGUUAUUGGGUUUUAAUUUAUAUUUUUUUAAACCACGACCUCGUGUUAACGUGAUCCUAUCUGAUUAGUUACCAUUAACGACAUUUUCUACAUCGAAACUCCGCAAUAUCGACUAUGCGGCCGCCCUCAAUGUUUUAUGAUCUGUGAUAUUACUCAUUUUCGUUACAAAAUUGUUUGAAUCCAUUGACGCACUGCGCUCAGUGUUUGUUUCACGAAUGGAGCAUUUAUUAUGUGUAUUGGUAACUCAUGUUAAGGCAAGAAAAAUCUAAUAAAAAGUGUAGCAUGGUCAACAUUGCGGAUUAUAUAAUGAAAUUGUUUCAAUAUAAGAAUUAAUUUAUUUAUGAUGUAGUAAUGAAGUGGAGUGUGGUUCUCGGCUGUUAUAUUGUAGGCAAAGCUGUUAUAUUACGCUUUUCUCACUACUUUACUCUUAUAUAGCCAAAGAAAUGACACCAUUCAUAGAUCAUUCAAAUGCCAACUCUAGUAUGAAAUAAUUGUCUCGAUAAUUAUCAUUUUAGUAGAUAAUAGAUACUAGAAUUGAAAUGACUGGCAUGGCAUUUCUUUGACUGUGUAUAACUUUAAUAUUUUUGGCAACUUACAUAAUGUUCUAUAAAAAUAAAAUGGGUUUAACGUCACUAUUACGACGCAUACUUACAAAGUAUAGGGAGGUACACAGCAUACUAAUUAAAUGAACUGGACUUUGGGAGCCAUGCAACCAUUUGAUAUUAGAUAGAUUUUGUUGUCCAUUGUAAUUAGUUAAUGCAUAAUUAGGAGAAUUUUCUUAUGUAAAUAAAACAAAUAAAGGAUUCCUUUAUAA